UAGCUCAUGAUUGCGGGUUCGAGGAGUGACAGUGCUGCUCUGCUGUUUCUCUACAGCCUGACAAACAUGCUGGAUGUAGGAACGUCAAAAUAACUAUUGGGUUGCUCACACAAACACCGCAGGCGAGUUGAGGGGCAAGACUGUACGGGUUUGUAAGUGUAAAAAAGAGAGAAGAAGAUUCAGAUCAGCAGAGGAAGGAGGAAGUAAAGAGAAGAAGAGGGGCUGACUUAAAAGAAUGCACUCUUAGAGUUGACUGUGUGUUUUGUGUUUGUUUUUGUGUGUGUGCGUGUGAGUGAGAGAAUGUGUGUGAGAGUGUCUGUGUGUGUGUAACCUUUUGGUCCGAUUUUGAAGAAAUGUCUCUGAGACUACCUCGCAACUGGGACUUCAGCACCUUCAGAGCUGAAACUGCCAAGAUAGCUCGCUCCAAGAGUGUUAUGCCAGGGGAAGGGAGUCCUGGAUCCACUCACACUGGUUUUAAGAAAACAAUGGAGAAACCUCUGAAAACAGGCUGGCUGAAGAAGCAGAGAUCCAUCGUAAAGAACUGGCAGCAGCGCUUCUUUGUGCUCAGAGGAAAUGUCUUAACAUACCAUAAAGAUGACAAAGAGAGCGCUGUCCAGGGAACCAUACCUUUGUUUUCAUGCCAAGUUAAUGAGCUGCCAUCAAAUGCAGAUGAUAAGUUCCUGUUUGAGAUUAUCCCAAGUAGCAGUACAGAUAGGGAGCGGGAAACCUAUGUUCUCAUGGCGACCAGUCAGAGCGAGAUGGAAGAGUGGGUGCGCUCCAUUCGCAAAGCCAUCGGAUCACGCUCUAAUGGAGUAUUUGGAAAGAGCCUUUCCGACAUCAUGGUGUAUGAAAAGAAAUUUGGUUCCCGUCUGGUGCCCAUCCUGGUGGAGAAGUGUGCUGAAUUCAUCAGAGAGCACGGUCUGAAUGAGGAGGGCAUCUUUCGCCUGCCAGGACAGGACAACCAAGUCAAACAGUUCAGAGAGGCCUUUGAUGCCGGAGAGAGACCCUCAUUCCCCAGUGACACUGAUGUCCACACGGUGGGGUCAUUACUUAAGUUGUACCUCAGAGAGCUUCCUGAACCUGUUGUGCCCUGGACUCAAUAUCAGGACUUCCUUGACAGCACUCUGAUGCUGGAUGCCACCACUGCAACUGGCAAAGAAAAGCUGGAGGAACAAAUCAGCCUUCUGCCAAAAGUGAACUACAACCUCCUGAGUUACAUCUGCAGAUUCCUUUUUGAGGUCCAACAAAACUCAAAGGUGAAUAAAAUGAGCGUUGAGAAUCUGGCCACGGUGAUGGGAGUGAACCUUUUCAAGCCGCAAGUGGAUGACGCCAUCAGUAUGAUGAAGGGAACACCCAUGAUACAGAAGGUAAUGACGGUGAUGAUCAGACACCAUGAUCUGCUUUUCCCACCCUCUAAAGACAAGCCGCCAUCUCCUCUUCCGAGCAAGAAAAGCAAAAGCAAGAAGAGCAGUAACCCUCGCAGUUUUGUGGGCUGGGAGUCUGCAGAGUGUGAAGUGUCCUCCCUGUCUGAAUCUCCUGAGGAAGAGGAAAUGGACACACCUGAGGAAGAGAGGAAGGACUUGUGGUCAUCUAAAAAGCGAUCAGAAGACGCACCUCUUUCUCCUUCCUCUCCAUUUUCACCCGGAACCGAAAUGUGGCCCGACAGCCCCAGAAAAAGGACGCAAACUUUACCCAGCUUAUGCUGUUCGCCAGCAGGAAAAGGCCGUGAACCUUCUUGGGAUCGCUGGAGCAAGUUCCAGGAGAGCUUUAACGAGAACGAAGAGAAAACAUUCUCAGAGGACAUCUUUACGUUUUUGGACCUACAGAAAGGGACACUAUUUUCUGUGGGGCAGAAAAGUGAAAAGGAAAAAGUUGAAGGACAGAAGGACACAGAGGACACAGGCUUGCAUGAGACAGGUAGCGAUGUAGUGGACAAACAGAUAGAUGCUGAAAAACCACAGGCAAAGAGCACAACACCCAUUCCCAAACCUCGGCAGAGCAACAAUGUGACUGCACCAGCUGUGAGAAGAGAGCAGACAGUGGAACCUAUAGCACCAGCUCUACAGAAAAGCAGUCAAGCACAACCAGAAAACACAGACUCAACAAACAUCAUCAACAGUCUCCAGCAGAAGAACCAAGAGCUGAGCGCUACAGUGGCAAAGUUGCAGGCAGCACUAGAGGCAGAACGACGCUGCAAAGCUGCAUUAGAGAUCUUACUACGCAAUGCAGAGCGCAGCAGGGAUGAAGCACUUGUGCGCAAUGAGCAGCUGAACCGAGAGAUUCAGGAGUUCCUCAACAAACCGACUGCUGGACCCUCAUAGGGACACCAUCAAAUGAACAAAGUUCAAACUAAGUCCUAGUCCUAAGUCUAGCUCCUCAGAGGAGUACAUAACAAGCUGGACAACUCCAUCGGGUUUUACACCAUGAGCUGCUCUGAAUAACGUCUCAGAGUAAGACUAAUGAUAAUGUUCAUCUCUCAGGUUUUGUCCGCAACAGUAUAUGACACCUUAUGUACAGAAAUUACAGAUUUUAUCUACUUACAAGACAAGAUGUGAAAUAUUGAAGCGAUGCAGUAUUGGACUAAACAGUUUAGAGAUUUAUAAAGAGUAUUUAAUCACCCUUUUGUUUAAAUGUUAUUUUAUUUUCUAAUGGAUCUCAAAAAAUAACUCCCCAACAAAAACUAUAAUGCUGGUCAGAUUUGGUUUUAAAGAGCCUUUUUUCUCAACAAGGAGAAGUCUUGCCCACCUUUAAUUAUUAUAAAUUAAAACAAAAUAUUGUGGCAGAUGUUUAAAAUAGUUAUUGUUUUUUGUGAUCACUAGACUGUGUUAGACUCCAUCAGGGACUCAAUUUGGUGAAAAGGGCAAAAAACACAAAAUGUGGAUUACUGUCAGUAAAUAAACUGCUUUUAUCUGGC
Messenger RNA from Carassius carassius (crucian carp), 2914 nucleotides. It is a transcript of the gene arhgap25, whose product is annotated as Rho GTPase activating protein 25. Gene Ontology annotation, cellular component: phagocytic cup. The transcript has 11 exons. Gene Ontology annotation, molecular function: GTPase activator activity. NCBI's taxonomy places the organism in Eukaryota, Metazoa, Chordata, Actinopteri, Cypriniformes, Cyprinidae. Gene Ontology annotation, biological process: actin filament organization; signal transduction; negative regulation of small GTPase mediated signal transduction. The record is from RefSeq and is a predicted model, not a curated record. Bases 354 to 2321 code for a protein of 655 amino acids.